Schizophyllum commune H4-8 is the source of this 1018-nucleotide messenger RNA. Its product is annotated as galactose mutarotase-like protein. Bases 55 to 912 code for a protein of 285 amino acids. The record is from RefSeq and is a predicted model, not a curated record. NCBI's taxonomy places the organism in Eukaryota, Fungi, Basidiomycota, Agaricomycetes, Agaricales, Schizophyllaceae. The transcript has 8 exons. Gene Ontology annotation, molecular function: carbohydrate binding; isomerase activity. Gene Ontology annotation, biological process: carbohydrate metabolic process.
UAUCGAUAUGCGCUCGCGCUCGCUUACUCUUUCUGCUCGAACAGAACAUCAUAAAUGCCGGUCGAACAAACGAACGAUAGAGUAGUUCUGAAGCACCCUAAGGGUGCUAGCGUCGAGAUUCUGCUGUACGGUGCAUCCGUUAUCUCAUACAAGGUCGGCGGCGAGGAGCGUUUGUUCCUUUCAGCCAAGGCUGCUCUCGAUGGGUCCAAAGCUGUUCGUGGUGGGAUACCUGUCGUCUUCCCCUGCUUCGGGCCACCAAGUCACCCCGACCACCUGCGCCUCCCCCAGCAUGGAUUCGCGCGGUCCUCGAAGUGGACCUUCGACCACAUUGUCAUGGACAACGAUGCCGGGGUCUCCGUGAGACUUCGCCUUGACCCGACUCCAGAGAUAAAGCGGGUGUUUGACAAGCCCUUCUCCCUGGCUUAUGUCGUUACUUUGGCAGAACACCAACUCAGCACCGACUUGCACGUUACAAACACGUCGACCCAGCCUUGGGAAUUCCAAGCACUUUUCCACAACUAUAUACGCGCUCCUGCAGAUGAAGUCACGAUCUCUCCUCUCAGUGCCUUGUCAUACUACGACAAGACAGAGUCCUCGGAGGAGGCCAGGAAAACGCCGAAAGUGGAGCAGCGUUACGAGGUCGACGUGAAAAAGACAACCGACUCGGUGUACGAGGCUGCUCCUGGAAAGUACAAGCUGGCAUGGCCUGGCGGUGGAUUGGACAUCCGUACAACGAACCUCAAGGAUGUGGUUGUCUGGAACCCACAGGAGACGGGCAGCAGCAUGUCCGAUAUGGAGGAUGGAGGAUGGAAGCGAUACGUCUGCGUCGAGCCGGGCCAUGUCCGUGGCUUCGUUCAGCUCGACGGUGAGAAGACUUGGGUGGGUCAGCAAGUCCUCGAACCGAAGCUGUAGAUGGCCAUGCAAUCAUCAAAUCGAAGUUAGGCCAAAUGUAUUAUACGCGGCUGCUCUCUGUGUUCUUGUAGCGCAUAUCCAGUUGCUUGUGUUCAGUGACACUCUC